AUGGAGUCAGACGAAUCUCAACUCCUCUACAAUACCCCCCAACCCACUCCGAGCUUCAAGCGUCCGCGUCGCAGUCUACAGAGCUCCACGCCGCUGAACAGCGUGUCCGAAAGCGCGUCGCCUUCGCCCCGUCUCUCUAGCCAGGCCCAGCUCACCCCAGAGGUGAUCGACCACAUCAAUGGACUGAAACAUCUCGACGAUAAACAGAUCUUCCUGCUCCUGGAGGCUGCCCGCAAUGGAGAUCGCAUGCGCCUUCCCGAUCGAUCGUCCAUGUCGACUCUGGGGAGUCGAUCCUCCUACCUUAGUGUCCCUUCCAGCAGAGUCACAAGCAUCAUGUCCGACCCUCGAUCGUCAAUCGCUUCCACCGAUACAUCAUACAGCAGUUACAGCGCCGCCUCUUCGCGAUUGUCUACAGCAUCCUCCCGUCUAUCCACCAUCUCAAACACAUCGUCGAAAAACUUUGCCUGCACUUUCUGUGACAAGGCCCUAAAGUCCAAGCCAUAUUGGAAGUCGCAUGAAGAGGAGUUUCAUGAGCAGAGGCUGACGUGGCGGUGCCCCGACUGUGAACAGAUAUUCCACGCUGGAAAACGCUUUCGGGAACAUCACACGAAGCUACACGGAUGCGAGAACUGCAAACAACCGAGAGAGAGCGGACAGCCCACAAGCAGGAAGGCUUCGCCAUGUGUUAAAAAGUACGAAAUUGUCAUGCACGACAAGGACGCGUGGGGAUGCGGCUUCUGCAGUUCUUUAUUGACGUCUUGGGAAGAAAGAUGUGAGCAUAUUGCUCUGCAUUUUGAAGAAAAGAGAUCGAAAUGGAACUUCACCAACGUGGUCCUCGGCCUUCUGAAACAGUCGGAUGUUUCGCAAGCUUGGAACAUGCUGUUGUCGCAAAGACAUGGUGAACAACAGAAUUGGCCGCAAUUCACAUGGGAGUCGAAGAAGUGCAAUCGAUUAAGAUACAAGCUCGAGACGAAAUGGGAUACCCGGGUCUUCGACAUCGCGAAAUUGGUUUUAGAGACAUAUGAGCUAGCAGAGAUGGAACGGACCGAAGCCCCCGAGCCUGCUGAAGCAACCGAACCCAUCGAGUGUAAGACGGAGACUUUCGACUUCGGAAGCGAACAAACUUCUCAGCUUACCACGGAUCAUACGUUGAUGGACCUCGAUCCCGUGGAAACUCCACAACCUACUCCGCAACAAAACUUACAGCAACACCAAGUCUUGCAACAACAGAACAUACCACAACAAAGCAUCCCACAGACUCAAUGGCCUGUUACCACGGAUAUGUCACAGAACGGGCUGACUACCGAUGAUGGUAUGGACACGUUCGGAGGGUUCUCGACCAACAUGACAAGCGCUAGCAUGACCAAUGUAACAAACGGUUUCACGCACGCAGUUUCCCAGAGCUUUCACCAACCCAGUUGGCCGCACGCAGGAUUCGUUUCAACACCCGACCUAGUUGCCUUUCAACAACCUGGUGCGUAUAUGAACUACACCCAGAAAGAGGUAGUUCACAAUCCGGCAUACGACCAAUUCAACCAGUUCCCCAGGAACAGCAUGCCGCCAAAUUUCCUUCACCAUAGUAGCAGCACAAGCUCCCGCAGAUUUAUACCGAAGCUGAUCAACAUCUCGAGUCCAAGGCACGGCGCACAGCCGCAAGACCAGCCCCCCCCGCCUCCACCAAAGGAUGAUCACUCUAGUCAUAGAUUUUCGAAGAUUUCGAUGCGACGGCGACCGAGCAAUAUUUCCCAGCACACCGUCGUUUCGCAGAGAGAUCUUGGUUGGAACGACGAAUACAAUUGGGGAUAA
This is a messenger RNA of Lindgomyces ingoldianus, 1806 nucleotides long. RefSeq lists its product as uncharacterized. Lineage: Eukaryota; Fungi; Ascomycota; Dothideomycetes; Pleosporales; Lindgomycetaceae. The record is from RefSeq and is a predicted model, not a curated record. The transcript has 3 exons. The coding region runs from base 1 to 1806 and encodes 601 amino acids.